AUGCGGAGUCCCGGCGGGAGCCUACUCCAGGCGCUACCCCGAUUCCUGCAGCUCGCCUCCCGUCCGCGCCUCGUCGAGCUGCCGGCCCGCGGGGCCCCGGCGCGGGCGGCGGGCGGGGGCGGCGCGCAGGACCGCCUUCCCGGGGGCGGGGCGAGCGCGGCGGCGGCGGCAGCGGCGGCGGCGGCCUCGGGCGCCCUGCUCGGCGCCUAUCUGGAGCGCCACGGUGCGCCCGCGGCCUCGGAGUUGCCGGCGCCGGGCGGGGCCUUGGCGGGCGGCCCCGGCGGCGUGGUGGUCGGGGUGGCCGAGGUGAGAAGCUGGCGCUGCUGCUGCCUCGGCAGCACCUGUUGGUGCCGGAGCCUCGUGCUGGUGUGCGUGCUGGCCGCCCUGUGCUUCGCUUCCCUGGCCCUGGUCCGCCGCUACCUGCAGCACCUCCUGCUCUGGGUGGAAAGCCUGGACUCGCUGGUGGGAGUCCUGCUGUUCGUCGUGGGCUUCAUCGUGGUCUCCUUCCCCUGUGGCUGGGGCUACAUCGUGCUCAACGUGGCCGCUGGCUACCUGUACGGCUUCGUCCUGGGCAUGGGUCUGAUGGUGGUGGGCGUCCUCAUCGGCACCUUCAUCGCCCAUGUGGUCUGCAAGCGGCUGCUGGCCGCCUGGGUAGCCGCCAGGAUCCAGAGCAGCGACAAGCUGAGCGCCGUUAUUCGCGUCGUGGAGGGAGGAAGCGGCCUGAAGGUGGUGGCUCUGGCCAGACUGACCCCCAUCCCCUUUGGCCUUCAGAAUGCAGUGUUUUCGAUUACUGAUCUCUCAUUACCCAACUAUCUGAUGGCAUCUUCGGUUGGACUGCUUCCCACUCAGCUUCUGAAUUCUUACUUGGGUACCACCCUGCGGACAAUGGAAGAUGUCAUUGCAGAACAGAGUGUUAGUGGAUAUUUUGUUUUUUGUUUACAGAUUAUUAUAAGUAUAGGCCUCAUGUUUUAUGUAGUUCAUCGAGCUCAAGUGGAGUUGAAUGCAGCUAUUGUAGCUUGCGAAAUGGAACUGAAAACCUCUUUGGUUAAAGGCAAUCAACCAAAUACCAGUGGCUCUUCAUUCUACAACAAGAGGACCCUAACAUUUUCUGGAGGUGGAAUCAAUAUUGUGUGAUUCUUAUGAAAUGUGUGAUUAUCAAGAGCCUAGUGUGCUGUCCAGGGCCUAGCAGUCACUUUACUAGUGGGCAGACACAAAUUCUAUUUGUAUUACGGCACAAGCGAAACUGACUAGUUUCUAAAUUGCACAAUUUUUUUAAAGCAAGAAUCAUUUUCUGGAUGUGUAAAUGUAAACGUAGAUGCAAUUUUGGCUGUACUUCUUUCUCAUGCCUGUAAUGGCCUGUAGGUCUGCACUUUAGUGUCUUUUGUUUUAUUGCUGGGCACUUAUGAACAGAGUGAUAACCCAGAUACUUUUUUUUGCUGAGGGUCUUUAUUUAUAAGGUCCACGAAUAGUUGUGUGCAUCUCUUUUGCUUUAUAAAGAUGAGUAAAAGUAUGCUGUUUAAAUGUGUAAUAUUAUUGGAUGUUCUUCACUUAGUUAGUUUUUCCAGAAGGUAUAACUGAUAUUUUUUGUUUUGUUUCAUUGUUUCAAGUGGGACCACUUUGCUUCCCUUUCCUUGCUUGUUAGAAAACAUGCUGACUUUCAGUUGAAUGUAUUUUCAAAAGCAUCACAUUGUUGCGGGGCCAUUUAUACCUUUCACACAAGCUUAAAUCCUACAUUGUGGGACUGAAGUGCUCUUAAGAUACCUUUUUAUUUUCACUGUAUAAUAUGCAAAGCAAAAAGGGAAAUUAUUUAAGGGUGGUGACUCAAAAUUAGAACUUCUGUUCUAAUUUGAUUACCUUGGCUUUAUCCUUUUUAGUCUUUCAUCUAAGGGCUGUCCCAUUGCAAUGUUAUUAAAACAUUUUAUUGAAAUACUUUUUUCCUUUUUAUAUUCAUAAUUAGGCUUUGAAAUAAAGAUAUUCCUUUAAAAUGGUGGGCUUGCCAUCAUUAAAGUUGUCACUCAGGUGGCCUUGUUUAAUCAAAACGCCUUUUAAAAAACAAAACAAGCUUUAAAAUCACAUUUAUAGUUCCAUUGGAGUACUUAUAUACUUGUCCCCAUAGUCUUCAGCUUUAAAAGUAUAAAUACAAGAAUACGUAAUGCCCAGAUUUUGUAUUGUUUGCCGUACUAUAGGUAAGUUUGGUUUGUUUUUGGUACUUGUUUUCCUCUGAUAAGACUCAGGAACUCUGAAAUGUGAAAUCAAGUGUCUCAAUUCUUUCUCUUGUAGCAUGAAUAAAAGUGUAUUUAUGAAUAGCACUUAUGACUAUAGAAUACAAUAACUCAGCAUAUGAUUCAUAUGACGUAUGUUCAUU
Molecule: messenger RNA, 2365 nt
Organism: Castor canadensis (American beaver)
Lineage: Eukaryota; Metazoa; Chordata; Mammalia; Rodentia; Castoridae
Gene: Tmem64
Product: transmembrane protein 64
Biological process (GO): positive regulation of bone resorption; regulation of cytosolic calcium ion concentration; positive regulation of osteoclast differentiation
Cellular component (GO): endoplasmic reticulum
Source: RefSeq, a predicted model, not a curated record